AUGAAGGAAACAUGGAGAUACCUAGCCGGCAUAGCAGGCUCAAGUGGUUAUGGUUCAAAUUCAACUGCUGAACACGUUAUUCAAGAUUCUGCUUGCUUAGUCCCUCCCCAUUUAACUGCCAUCGUCACUGGGGCAACAUCAGGUAUUGGAGUUGAGACUGCAAGAGCACUAGGUAGGAAAGGUGUGAGAAUAGUGAUUCCAGCAAGGGACUUGAAAAAGGCAGCUGAAGUGAAGGAAAGGAUACAAAAAGAGAGUCCAAAUGCAGAGAUAAUAAUAUUUGAGACUGAUAUGAGUUCGUUUGUUUCUGUAAAGAGAUUUUGUUCUGCUUUUCUUGAUCUACGACUACCCCUUAACAUCCUCAUAAAUAAUGCUGGGAUAUACUCUCAUAAAUUGGAGUUCUCUGAAGACAAAAUUGAGAUGACAUUCGCUACAAAUUACUUAGGACAUUAUUUGAUGACGGAGUUGCUAUUAGAGAAAAUGAUAGAAACAGCAGAGCAGACAGGCAUCCAAGGAAGAAUAAUAAAUCUUUCCUCCGUAAUUCACAGCUGGGUGAAGAGAGAUGCUUUUUGCUUCAAGAAAAUGCUAAACCCAAAGAAUUAUGAUGGUACACGUGCAUAUGCUCAAUCCAAAUUGGCUAAUAUAUUGCAUGUGAAAGAAAUAGCCAGACAGCUCAAGGCAAGGAAUGCAAGAGUAACAAUCAAUGCAGUACACCCAGGCAUUGUAAAGACUGGAAUAUUGAGAGCUAGUUAUAAGGGCUUCAUCACAGGUAGCUAG
This is a messenger RNA of Dovyalis caffra, 774 nucleotides long. Lineage: Eukaryota; Viridiplantae; Streptophyta; Magnoliopsida; Malpighiales; Salicaceae. The record is from the annotation of a GenBank genome assembly.